Molecule: messenger RNA, 1692 nt
Organism: Rhodamnia argentea
Lineage: Eukaryota; Viridiplantae; Streptophyta; Magnoliopsida; Myrtales; Myrtaceae
Product: ammonium transporter 2 member 5-like
Exons: 3
Coding region: 163-1614 (483 amino acids)
Biological process (GO): ammonium transmembrane transport
Cellular component (GO): plasma membrane
Molecular function (GO): ammonium channel activity
Source: RefSeq, a predicted model, not a curated record
AGCAGCGAAGUGGCCAAGGACAAGGCUUAGAGAAGAAGACUUGUUGGAGUAGACAACUAAUCGUGAGAAUCAAACUCUCAUUUGCCAUCUUAUUUAAGUUUUGAGGACUUUGAUUACACAUUGUCCGAUCACGGUUCUUGUCCUAGCGUGGGGAGGGAAAAGAUGGGCUCAGGUCCCGUGCCGUUUGUCCUCCCUCCGGGCCUCGCCCCCGACCCUGCGAGCCCCGGAUGGAUGAACAAAGCCGACAACGCGUGGCAGCUGACGGCGGCCACCCUGGUCGGGCUGCAGAGCGUGCCGGGGCUCAUGAUGCUGUACGGGGGCGGGGUGAAGAAGAAGUGGGCAGUGAACUCGGCGUUCAUGGCCUUCUACGCCUUCGCCUGCGUCCUCGUCUGCUGGGUCCUGUGGGGCUACCAGAUGUCUUUCGGCGAGAAGCUGCUCCCGUUCUGGGGCAGGAUCGACGUCUCCCUCGAGCAGAAGUUCCUGCUGCAGCAGGCGUUCGCGGGGAAGCUGCCGAACGCGACGAUGGUGUACUUCCAGUUCGUCUUCGCGGCGAUCACGCUGAUCCUCAUCGCGGGGGCCUUGCUGGGGAGGAUGAAUUUCAAGGCCUGGAUGAUCUUCGUGCCGCUUUGGCUGACGUUUUCCUACACGUUCGGGGCGUACAGCAUCUGGUACCCUACCGGAUUCCUCGCUAAGAAGGGGCUAAUGGACUAUUCCGGUGGCUACGUCAUUCAUCUGUCUUCUGGAGUGGCUGGUUUUACUGCGGCAUAUUGGGUUGGGCCGCGGCUGAGCAAAGAUAGAGAGAGAUUUCCUCCGAACAACAUCCUGCUCAUGUUGGCCGGGGCGGGGCUCCUGUGGAUGGGAUGGACCGGGUUCAACGGAGGCGACCCUUACGAGGUCAACGUCGACGCCUCGCUCGCCGUUAUCAACACCCACAUUUGCACGGCCACGAGCUUGCUCACUUGGCUCGUGCUCGAUCUCGUCUUCUUUGGCAAGCCCUCUGUGAUUGGUGCCGUCCAAGGAAUGAUCACCGGCCUGGUCUGCAUCACCCCGGCUGCCGGUUUGGUCCAAGGUUGGGCAGCUAUAAUAAUGGGGGCCUGCUCUGGCUCAAUCCCGUGGUUCACCAUGAUGGUGGUCCACAAGAAAUUCGAGCUGCUCCAGAAGGUCGACGACACGAUGGCCGUCUUUCACACCCACGCCGUCGCCGGUAGCCUCGGCGGGAUCCUCACGGGGCUCUUCGCCGAGCCGAAGUUGAACCACCUCUUCUACACCACCGACAACGAGAAGUACAUAGGACUCUUCUACGGGUUCAAGACGGGGAGGGUCCAAGCCGGGUUCACGCAAAUCGGGGUCCAGCUGCUCGGGAUCCUCUUCAUCGUCAUCCUCAACGUGACGGUGACCAGCCUGAUCUGCCUCGCGGUGCAGUACCUCGUGCCGCUGAGGAUGUCGGAGGAGGAGAUGGAGGUCGGCGACGAGGCGGUCCAUGGGGAGGAGGCGUACUCCCUGUGGGACGACGAGGAGCCGGUCGGCGCCGUGCGGGGGGAAGGAUCGACCCCCAGCGCUAUAGAGAUGACGAUGACGAAGAGGAAAGGAGAGGGUCGAGCCGGGGUGGUGUAGAAAAAGAGCAGAGUUAAUUUUAGUUUCGAGGAUAAAGAUAAGAGGCCCACGAAUAAGGGGAAUAUGCUUUGUGUGGGU